Molecule: messenger RNA, 1392 nt
Organism: Anopheles nili
Lineage: Eukaryota; Metazoa; Arthropoda; Insecta; Diptera; Culicidae
Product: probable mitochondrial glutathione transporter SLC25A40
Exons: 3
Coding region: 70-1266 (398 amino acids)
Biological process (GO): mitochondrial transmembrane transport
Source: RefSeq, a predicted model, not a curated record
UCCCGUACUGAGAGACGUGAUAUUCUGGUAUUAUUACUCUUCGGUUAAGACAACUGAACGAGCUAUACUAUGGCGUGCAGUGCAGGAAGCAGCGCAACGCUUGCGCCAGGCGACGAUAUGGACGACAGCAGGUUUCGUAUUCGACCGUAUCAGCAAAUACUAUCAUCAUGCAGCGGGGCUUUGGUAACGUCGCUUUUCAUGACUCCUUUGGAUGUAGUGAAAACACGCUUGCAGGCACAACAAAAAGUACUAAUAUCCAACAAAUGUUACCUUUACUGCAAUGGUUUGAUGGAUCACAUCUGUCCAUGUGGACCGAACGGCCCUAUAGGUCCAUCAUCCGUGAAACCUCCGUUACAUUUUUCAGGCACCAUUGAUGCUUUUUCCAAAAUCAGUCGCUUUGAAGGUGUUGGCUCACUGUGGUCGGGAUUGGGACCGACACUGGUGCUUGCUUUACCAACAACAAUAAUAUACUUUGUAGCGUACGAGCAGUUUCGCAUACGAUUAAAAGAACUGUAUCAGAAAAGAAAAGGUCUGAACGCGGAACUUCCAAUAUGGUGCCCUCUUCUAGCCGGUAGUUCGGCUCGUGUCCUUGCUGUAACCAUCGUAAACCCGCUAGAGCUGAUCCGCACUAAGAUGCAAUCGGAAAAGCUCAGCUAUCGUGAAGUUGGCCAUGCCUUUCGCAGUAUGCUUCGAGUACAAGGAAUCUUUGGAUUAUGGAAGGGCUUUUUUCCGACGAUCCUACGUGAUGUCCCUUUCAGUGGUAUUUACUGGACGACCUACGAAUCAAUCAAAAAACACUUCAACGUCAGUCAACCAUCAUUUGCGUUCAGCUUCGCCGGCGGAGCUGUGUCUGGUGGGGUGGCCGCGUUCUUUACAGUGCCGUUUGAUGUCGUCAAAACGCACCAACAAAUUGCGUUCGGCGAGCAGUUCCUGUACGCACAGAAUGGGGAAAAGGCAAACAAGAAACCUUUUAAAGCCGUUGGUACAUUCGAAACCAUGGCAAGAAUAUUCCAAAUGAACGGCAUCCGUGGCCUGUUUGCGGGCCUUACGCCGCGGUUGGUCAAAGUGGCACCAGCUUGUGCUAUUAUGAUCGCUUCGUUUGAGUACGGGAAAAAUUUCUUUUACAAAUAUAAUGUUCAACGGUAUCAUGAGAAGAAGGAUAAACCACCAUCCAUCGGUACAGGAAGCGGCCCUGUGGUUAGUAGUCCUUCUGCUACCCUUGUAGGCUCCACGAAAAAGCACGGCCAUCAGAUUAACAAGUACUAAAAGAUGUUCUUUUUCUCCAGUGACCUUCGACCGUCAGCUUACCCUUUGCUUCCCGUUAACUGAUUGCUUAAUCAGGAAAGGUCACAGCAACAAAAUAUAAAAAUAAAACUGUGUAAAAUAAAUUGU